CCCAGCAGAGUCUGAAUGGACGACUUGUGUUCUCCGUCCUGCCCAGAGUCACGAAUCAUGCUGGUUGUCUGGGAGGAAAACAAAGCUUGAGACCCAAGAUGAAGGCAGAGAAGGAGGCUCCUUCAAAAGCUAAAAUAAUUUCCCAAAUAGUUCUGUUCAUGUGUCUCGGUUCCUUCAAUUCAGGUGGGGUGCUGGCAGUGAAUAUGACUAUCCCCAACACUCUCAUUAGAGGAACACUAGGGGGGGAGGCCCUGCUGUCUGUCCGUUACAAUAGCUUCAGCCUCGACCUGCCGGUCAUCAAGUGGCAGCUCAAGAGAGAAAAGUCCGUCACUGUUGUCCAGUCGAUUGGAACUGACAUCAUUGGGACCCUGAGGCCCGAGUAUCGUGACCGCAUCCUGGUAUUUGAGAAUGGGACUCUGCUUCUCCACAACCUCAGAAUCUCUGAUGACGGAAUUUAUGACGUGGAGAUCUCCAUCACAGAUGAUACCUUUACAGGAGAGGGCAGCAUCACGCUCACUGUGGAUGAGUCUAUAUCCAGGCCCUAUAUCCACAUGGAGGCUUUGUCAGUCCUGGAGCUCAGCGAAAACGUCGUCCUCAACUGCUCCCACGACAAUGGAACCAGGACUACAUACAGGUGGUUCAAAGGUGGAAAGCCGCUGACCAAUAUGACGAGGUUCGUGUUGUCCCCUGACCAGAAGUUCUUGACCAUCACACGAGUGUUGAUGGGAGAUGAUGACAUCUACAGCUGCGCAGUGGAGAAUCCUGUGGGCAAUAUGACAAGCCUGCCUAUCAGACUGACUGUCUACAGAAGAAGCUCUCUCUAUAUCAUCCUUUCCACGGGGGGCAUCUUCCUCCUCAUCACCUUGGUAACAGUAUGUGCCUGCUGGACGCCUUCCAAAAAGAAAAGACACCCAGCUAGAAAGCCUCUCACCCACUUUUAUGACCACGCUGAUCUCUCACCAAUCAAUCACACAGAUGAUGUGCUUCCAAAAAUGACAGCGCAUAAUGGAAUAAAAGCUGUAACUUCACUUUACAUCCUGCAGCAAAAGGAUCCCUCCAUGGAUGACUCCUCCAGCAACAGUAUUGGAUCUCCAUCUUCUGAGCUUGACAACCCACCAUGCUAUACCAGUGGCCCCAACUACACCGGCUCUCUUACCCAAUCUAAUGGGUCCCCUGCCUGCUCCUCCCACAGCUAAUCCUGAACGCCCAUCAGUUUAAACUCUCCACAUCGCAAGUGGAAGGUCAGACCGUCUUACUGUAUCCUGACUCUGGGUGGCAACUUGCUGCACAUCUGCCCAGAGUUUGGGAAAUAUCUCAAAACCAUUUUCUGGGUUUUUAAAAUAAUGUCACUACUGCCUGUGAUCAGUGUCCAAAAUUAACUUUUGGACUCUCCGGCCAAGUUGGCGGGUAGAUGAAAAAAAAUCUACCGGCCAAGCAUAUUUUUACCAGCCAAAAUAUUAAAUUGCAUUUGUUUUUGUAACGUACAUCACACAAUUGUCUGGUUGCGGUUAUAAGUCCUGCUGGUUUAUCUUCCGUUUUCAUCGUACUUUCUUUUGGAAGGCUGGCUGAUCUUGCCAAAAAUCGCCACAUUCUGGCUAAUUAAUUAGCCCGUGGUAAAUGCUAGCUAUCAGUAAACAGAAGUGACCUGUUGGCUCUCGUUCCGGUGUUUGCAUCAGUGUAUGUUUUUUUUGUGUGUGUGUGUGUGUGUGUGUGUGUGUGUGUGUGUGUGUGUGUG
Messenger RNA from Perca flavescens (yellow perch), 1735 nucleotides. RefSeq names its product hepatic and glial cell adhesion molecule b (gene hepacamb). The transcript has 7 exons. The record is from RefSeq and is a predicted model, not a curated record. Bases 99 to 1196 code for a protein of 365 amino acids. NCBI's taxonomy places the organism in Eukaryota, Metazoa, Chordata, Actinopteri, Perciformes, Percidae.